Adineta steineri is the source of this 918-nucleotide messenger RNA. Lineage: Eukaryota; Metazoa; Rotifera; Eurotatoria; Adinetida; Adinetidae. The record is from the annotation of a GenBank genome assembly.
AUGAUUCGUAAACCUCUUUGUUAUUAUUAUUCAUCAUUAAAAUCUGAAUGUUUACAAGAAAUUGUCUCCUCUUAUUUACAUCGAUUAGGACCUGGUCAGUUACCAUUAGAACUUUCUACAAUUAAUAACAACGAUACAACAUUUAUUCCAUGUUUACUUGUACCACAUGGUGCUUAUUGUGAUUCAGGACCUCUUUAUGCUAAAGCUUAUUAUUGGUUAAAUUCAUUUAUCUUCGAUACAGUUCUUAUAAUCGGAACAAAUCAUAGUGGUGCAGGUUUAUCUAAUGUCAGUCUUUCUCCUGAUAAUUGGCAAACACCACUUGGUGUCGUUGAAACUGAUGCAGAUUUAUUUAAUAUAUUCGUAUCAAUAUUAGGUAUUCAAUAUGUCGACAGAGAAGCACAUCGAAAUGAACAUUCCAUAGAAAAUCAAUUACCAUUUUUAAAACAUAUACGACCAAACGCUAAAUUAAUUGCAUUAUCACUUUCAAGAUUAAACGAUUUGAAUAAAGGAUAUCAAAUAUGUGAACAAAUUAAAAAAGCAAUUGAUUUAUAUCAACAACAAACAGGUAAACGAAUAGUUAUUAUUUCUACUACGGAUUAUACUCAUUAUGGUCCUGGUUAUGGUCAGAAUAAUGCACAAAAUUUAUCUGCAAAUGAAGAAUAUGCUCGUGUUAAUAAUAAAUCUAUUUUACAAUCCAUUUUAUCAAAUAAUCCUGAACAACUUUUACAAACUCAACAAAUAACUCAAAAUUCAAUGUGUGGAUUAUGGCCAUCAUUAAUCAUUAUGAUUUUAUCUCGAUUAUUGAAUAAUAAUAAAGGACUAUGGAAUGUUCUUUCCUACAAUGUCAGUUCAGAAGUUAUGAAACGUGGUAAAGAUGUUUGUGGCUUUGCAUCACUUAUAUAUUCAAAUACUGUAUAA